Carya illinoinensis is the source of this 1117-nucleotide messenger RNA. Its product is annotated as adenylate kinase 4-like. Gene Ontology annotation, molecular function: ATP binding; AMP kinase activity. The record is from RefSeq and is a predicted model, not a curated record. Lineage: Eukaryota; Viridiplantae; Streptophyta; Magnoliopsida; Fagales; Juglandaceae. The transcript is spliced from 6 exons. Gene Ontology annotation, biological process: nucleobase-containing compound metabolic process. The coding region runs from base 138 to 881 and encodes 247 amino acids. Gene Ontology annotation, cellular component: mitochondrion; cytoplasm.
CGCUGCUCGAGUUUGAUGCGUCGGAAGGUCCGAACCCAAGUGAAGAACCUUACGUCUCUCUCUCCCGUUUCUCUCUGCUCUGAACUAAAAGUCCUAGAGAGAGAUAAGCAUUAACACAGACCCUGACCCUAACCAUAAUGGCGGCCAGUUCUGCACAAGCGAAUUUGGAAGACGUACCCUCUGUCGAUCUCAUGUCUGAGCUUCUCCGUCGCUUCAAGUGUUCCGACAAGCCAGACAAGCGCCUCAUUCUCGUUGGUCCACCUGGAUCAGGAAAGGGUACCCAAUCACCAAUUAUUAAGGAUGACUACUGCUUGUGCCACUUGGCUACUGGUGAUAUGUUAAGGGCUGCUGUUGCUGCAAAAACCCCACUUGGGGUUAAGGCUAAAGAGGCUAUGGAUAAGGGAGAACUUGUUUCUGAUGACAUGGUUGUUGGCAUUAUAGAUGAAGCUCUGAAGAAGCCCUCAUGUCUGAAAGGUUUCAUUCUUGAUGGAUUUCCAAGGACAGUGGUCCAAGCACAAAAGCUUGAUGAAAUGCUGGAAAAGAAGGGAGUCAAAGUUGAUAAGGUGCUCAACUUUGCAAUUGAUGAUGCAAUCUUAGAGGAGAGAAUUACUGGCCGCUGGAUACACCCAUCCAGUGGUAGAACCUAUCACACCAAAUUUGCACCUCCCAAAGUUCCAGGAUCUGAUGAUGUUACUGGAGAACCAUUGAUUCAGCGCAAGGAUGAUACUGCAGCAGUUCUCAAAUCAAGGCUGGAGGCAUUUCACAAGCAAACUGAACCAGUUAUUGAUUAUUAUUCCAAGAAGGGCAUUGUUGCCAAUCUUCAUGCAGAAAAAGCUCCCAAAGAGGUCACAACUGAGGUUCAGAAGGUGCUCACUUCGUGAAAGCAGCCUCCCUUUUACCUAUAAAUGCAUUGCUUUCUUUGAAAGCAUUGUAUUUUUUGCCCCAUUUUUCUGAUACAAGGUUGAAUUUUUCAACUGAUCUGAUUCACUUGACUUGAUUUUCCAAAUUGCACACGGCAGCUGCUGUCAACUUGUUGAGGUUUAAUCAAGUAACCUAUACAUAAUAUAAAUGCGUGGAACUGCACGCUGGUGAUAUACAUUUUUUGCGUUGUUGACAA